AUGUCGGAUUUAGAUCAACCCUUCAACCCCAAUCAUUCUGCAACUGAGACUCAUUACGUUCCUGCUACGUCUCGAUCGGGUAGUACUAACGAAGUCUUACCACCUCAACCAACCAAUGUGGGUGGUAAUGUACACCAGCAUUCCAUGUUUGGAUCAGAUCGAUUAAAACAAUGGAAAAUAGCUUGCACAAUUACUUCUAUUGUGGUGACUAUUUUAGGUGGUAUUCUCACUCUUCAUCAUUUCAUUGCCAUGAUUGUUUGGUAUGCAAAAGGAGUGAAUAUUUUUGGUACUUCCAAUCUCUUUCUCAUUCCAAUGAAUAUUAUUGUGUUAUUGAUUGGUGUGGCAGGUGUGAUUGGAGUCACUAAAAGUCAUUUGGAAGCACUUCGAGCUCAUGCUUAUGGAUGUGUAUUUGGUUCAAUCUUUUUCUUCUUUGUUUACAUGAUUCAUCAAUUACCAAGUUGGUUUUCUGGUUCUGCAAAUUCUUCACUUUAUUACGAUGGUGCUAUUUCAUUAGUAUUUUAUGUGUUGAAUAUUCCAAUUGGAAUUAUUGUUUCUGUCGUGGCUCAGGUCUAUAUGAGAUGUUUAGAAAAUGCAUUGAAUAAGAAAACCAAUGUUCAGAGUGGAAUGAAUAAUUUCUAA
Naegleria lovaniensis is the source of this 639-nucleotide messenger RNA. RefSeq lists its product as uncharacterized. The transcript has 2 exons. The record is from RefSeq and is a predicted model, not a curated record. Lineage: Eukaryota; Heterolobosea; Eutetramitea; Acrasida; Naegleriidae. Bases 1 to 639 code for a protein of 212 amino acids.